Messenger RNA from Caenorhabditis remanei, 330 nucleotides. RefSeq lists its product as uncharacterized. Bases 1 to 330 code for a protein of 109 amino acids. Lineage: Eukaryota; Metazoa; Nematoda; Chromadorea; Rhabditida; Rhabditidae. The record is from RefSeq and is a predicted model, not a curated record. The transcript is spliced from 2 exons.
AUGCCGCCGACGGAUCAUAGCUACCGUAUGCACAUUGAUCGAAUGGGAAGUGCCGAUUGUGACUGCUGUUGUGGUGGCGCCGCCGAUGCACUUGAAGCCGAUGAAGCGGCGCCGCCACCAUCUCCAGUUCGAGAAGUGCCAUCAUUCACCACCACUCCGAUACUUGAUCCAUGUUGCUGCUCUGAUGGGCUCCUCGUCGCGAUAGAUGAUACCGAAGCGAUAGAAGGCGUCGCUCCAGCGAGCGCCGACACGUUGAACAUCGGCUCUCGAGACUCGAGUGCAAUUGACAACCGACCCUCUUGUGCUGAUUGCGACACGCCCACCUCAUAG